This is a messenger RNA of Stegodyphus dumicola, 672 nucleotides long. RefSeq lists its product as uncharacterized. Lineage: Eukaryota; Metazoa; Arthropoda; Arachnida; Araneae; Eresidae. The record is from RefSeq and is a predicted model, not a curated record.
AUGACAGAUUUUAAAAAGGCUAAAGCACUAUAUAAAGUUCAUAUUUACCUGGCUGAGAUUUCUUCUUUGCGUACCUAUUGCACGCAGACAACGAAAGCUUACGGACAAGCAUUAAAAAUUGCAUCGAAUCAAAUAUUUAGGUCAUCGACUAUUCCACGCGACAUGCUACAAAUAGCGUCAUCACAGGUGGAAGUACUUAAACAUCUACUUGAUAACAUUUUUCAGGAAAAUAAUCCUGCUUAUGAUAAUGAAUUGCACAAGCUCAUUAGAAAUAAAUUUGAUAAUUACUAUAAUAGAAGACAUUUUGAUAACGGACCCACCCCAACUGCUCUGGAGGUAGGACGUAUUGUGAAGGCUUCGAACACUAACAAAGCGCCAAGUCCUGAUGGAGUGGAUAACACUAUCAGGGUCAUUUAUGACAAAAUACCAGAGCCAGUUUGCCUUUUUCCAGCAUUUGGUAUACUCAUAGAAAGGAUCGUCUUGGCCCGCCUCCAGUUUCACCUCAAUAGGAUCCAGGGCAUCCAUAUUCAACAAUAUGGAUUCAAAGCGGGUUUUUCUACAGAACACGCAUUACAGCACUUGUUAAGAAUCAUGAUUUCUAACAGAAGAGAAGAUCGACACACGGCAAUAGUUGCACUAGAUGUUCAAGGUGUUUUUGAUUCUCUCUGGUGA